GGCGCGCGCGAGAGUGGCUGGGGAGCGUCAAACGCGCGGAGAGGAAAGUCGAGGCUGCACUUUUAAUAGGAGCGGAACCGCGCGCAAAAAAAGUCUUGCUGCAGUUCAGAACUCGCUCGCCUAGCCUCGCCAAACACGGGAAGGAGCGUCCGGACGAAGCAGAAUUGCAACUACAUUUUUCUUUCUUUCUUUCUAAACAGCAUCUCCCUCUACUUCUUAACUAUUCUCCACGUGGGUGGAGACCGAGGAGCAGGGGAAGAACGGUACUCCUGUAACAGCAGUCGCGACCCAAUAUGUCAGGGCGGGUGCUGAAUGUUUUCUUGCUGCUCUGCAGCUGGAGCCUGACUGAGCUGAUGGUCGAAGCUUGUACCUGCGUCCCAGUUCAUCCCCAGGAUGCCUUCUGUAACUCAGAUAUUGUUAUCCGGGCCAAGGUAGUGGGCAAGAAACUUAUGAAAGAUGGACCAUUUGGGACAAUGCGAUACACUGUCAAACAAAUGAAGAUGUACAGAGGUUUUGACAAGAUGCCACAUGUUCAAUACAUCUACACUGAGGCCUCUGAAAGUCUUUGUGGAGUCAAGUUGGAGGUCAACAAGUAUCAGUACAUGAUUACAGGUCGAGUUUUUGAUGGAAAGGUUUAUACUGGACUGUGUAAUCUGAAUGAAAAGUGGGAUCGACUGACCUUGUCUCAGCGCAAAGGAUUAAACCAUCGUUACCAUCUAGGUUGUGGCUGCAAGAUUAAGCCCUGCUACUAUCUUCCUUGCUUUGUGACCUCCAAGAAUGAAUGCCUCUGGACAGAUAUGCUUUCCAGCUUUGGUCAACCAGGGUACCAGUCAAAGCAUUAUGCUUGCAUCAAACACAAAGAUGGCUACUGCAGCUGGUAUAGAGGAUGGGCACCUCCUGAUAAAACCAUCAUCAAUGCAACUGACCCCUGAAAUUCCAUUUGUCUUUCUUCCCUGUUCUUUUCUUCCCAUGUGGCUGAGAAUUCUUUGGACACUAACGCAUAUUUGAUCAUGAUGGCAACCAUGAUAUUAGUGCCUGUUUCUUGCAAUUUUUAGCACUUCGAACUGUUGUGAUUUUUAAAUCUAUGCUGUCUUAACUCUUUUUUAAAAUUAUCUUUUAAAAAAUUGCUCUCAUCCCAUGUUGAUCAAAUAUUUAUCUGGUGUGUGAACAGAAGUUCCCAGAUGAUCAAGGGAGCUUUUGCUUAAAGUUUUUAUAGCACUAUACAUAUAGCAAUAUAUAUAUUUUUGUAGGAAAACACAAAUCUCAAAAACUUCCUAAUUAAAAUUCUAUUCCCUCCUCUUCAUUUCCUGUGCUGCUGUUUUAUUCUCACAUUCAGUUCUCAGAGCAGGUAGCUAUGAACGCAGCCAGUUGGGAUUAAUCACCAUUGUGAGCCACAUAAUGAAGGGAUGCAAAGAAAGUCAUUAUGCUUAUAUAGAAUGGAAUAUGGAGUAUUUGGGGAAAUUCCUUUGCAUGAAUUUAAAAGAUUGCAUACUUCAAAAUGCCUGUCCAUUCCAAUAUGAAUGUAGAAAUUUCAUGGCAGUUCUAGGUUUGCACAUAAAAUAAAUUUCU
This is a messenger RNA of Thamnophis elegans (Western terrestrial garter snake), 1569 nucleotides long. RefSeq names its product TIMP metallopeptidase inhibitor 3 (gene TIMP3). NCBI's taxonomy places the organism in Eukaryota, Metazoa, Chordata, Lepidosauria, Squamata, Natricidae. Gene Ontology annotation, biological process: negative regulation of endopeptidase activity; negative regulation of membrane protein ectodomain proteolysis. The transcript has 5 exons. The record is from RefSeq and is a predicted model, not a curated record. Gene Ontology annotation, molecular function: metalloendopeptidase inhibitor activity; protease binding. Gene Ontology annotation, cellular component: extracellular matrix. Bases 294 to 932 code for a protein of 212 amino acids.